Necator americanus (New World hookworm) is the source of this 432-nucleotide messenger RNA. RefSeq lists its product as uncharacterized. The transcript is spliced from 2 exons. NCBI's taxonomy places the organism in Eukaryota, Metazoa, Nematoda, Chromadorea, Rhabditida, Ancylostomatidae. The record is from RefSeq and is a predicted model, not a curated record. Bases 1 to 432 code for a protein of 143 amino acids.
AUGUGCGUAACCCUCGCUACUGAUGACUUCAGCCAAGAAAAGCGUCUGAGAAGAAGGUUCUGUCGUCAGCAAAAACGUGAUCGUGAGAACGAGUGGACGUCAAGAGCGAAGGAGUUUGAGAAGGUGUUGGACGAUAGGAACCCGAGAAAACCCUAUAUUCUGGCAAGGCAGAAACGGAAAAGGAAGGACACGACGGUCAGCGAAGACCCACCGUCGGAGUCGGAGGUUCCUGUGUGUAUACAAAAAACGAAGAAUGGGAAAUCUGGCAGAGACGAUGGAAUUUGGGCAGGAAUGUUGAAAUCUUCUCCUCCUUCUGGGAUUCGUGAGAUGACAAAGAUUAUCCGUUCGAUAUGGAUUGACGAAAUGAUUCCUCACUCGUGUAGCGCCGUCUAUGCGUCCCCUGGUGGAUCUCGAGUAUCUCGAGCGAUGUAG